GAAAAAAGGAAACGAAAAUGGUGAACUACAUGUUGAUGAUAACUGCUGAGCUCGAUAAUCUCACCAAUCUUCAGCCACAGGGUGGCUGCGAUGAUCCCAACUUCACUUACUACUUCAAGAUGAAAUGCAAUAACUGUGGAGAGCUUAGUAAGAAGGAAACUUGUGUGAGUUUGGAUGAAACUGUUCCUUCCCCCCAUGGCAGGGGUACCCUUAAUCUCAUUCAGAAGUGCAAGCUUUGUGGGAGGGAAGGAACUGUGCAGAUGAUCCCUAGCCGUGGUCUCCCACUGACCUUCGAAACUAGUCAAUCUGGAAAAUACACUCCGUUGAUGGUAUUUGAUUGCAGGGGCCUUGAGCCUGUGGGUUUUGUUUUUGGAGAUGGAUGGAAAGCGGAAUCUACAAAUGGGACUAAAUUCAACGAGAUUGACUUGUCACAAGGGGAGUAUGCAGACUAUGAUGAGGAUGGACAGUGCCCAGUUAUGGUAUCCAACCUGCAGGCUAAUUUUGUUGUGGUGAAGUAGAAUGCAGUACUCUCAUAUAAACAUAAGGGACACAGAAAGGAUGGGGGUGAAUUACAUCUAGACUUUCUAGGAAGGAUAUAUGUGUUGUGAAUGUGAAGGCUAAUCUUUUCUUACCAUGCAGAAACAUUCUGACUGUAUUUUAACAAAUUUGAACUAAAGUAAAUAGACAUACUAUGUCUAGGAGUUGUUUGCUACGUGUUUGACAAGAGAUACUCUUUCUUGACUGGCAAGUGACAGCCUUACAGCAGAUAAUGCAAUACAAAGCAUAGUUUAACUUUGUGUGAA
This is a messenger RNA of Telopea speciosissima, 803 nucleotides long. Its product is annotated as CXXC motif containing zinc binding protein-like. The transcript is spliced from 4 exons. Gene Ontology annotation, molecular function: zinc ion binding. The record is from RefSeq and is a predicted model, not a curated record. NCBI's taxonomy places the organism in Eukaryota, Viridiplantae, Streptophyta, Magnoliopsida, Proteales, Proteaceae. The coding region runs from base 18 to 518 and encodes 166 amino acids.